This is a messenger RNA of Nematocida parisii ERTm1, 1104 nucleotides long. RefSeq lists its product as uncharacterized. Gene Ontology annotation, molecular function: zinc ion transmembrane transporter activity. Gene Ontology annotation, biological process: zinc ion transmembrane transport. Lineage: Eukaryota; Fungi; Microsporidia. The record is from RefSeq and is a predicted model, not a curated record. Gene Ontology annotation, cellular component: plasma membrane. Bases 1 to 843 code for a protein of 280 amino acids. The transcript has a single exon.
AUGAAGAAAUCGAGAGGAGUGUAUAUUAUCCUGUUUAAUACAGUAUUUUUGCUUUUGAUUGAAAUAGUAGCACACAUUAAAAGUGAGUCAGUUUCCAUACUUGGAGAAGCAGUCCAUAUGUCGAGUGAUUUGAUUACUGUGGGAGUUGGUCUACUUGCAACUUUUGUCUCUUCUCGGUAUACAGGAGGUUCAAAUUAUACAUUCGGGCUUAUACGAAUAGAAGUAUUGGCUGCUGCUCUGUCACUAAUUCUUAUAUGGGCACCAUCACUGUAUCUUGUACACAUGUCUAUUUUUAGAUAUUUCAAUCCCCAGAAAAUUAAUGAAGAGGUCGUUCUAAUAACGGGAAUUCUGUCGUUUAUAAUUAACGUUAUAAAUUUUUUAGUAUCCGUUAAAAUGAACAAAAGCGCUAAUGCUGAUUUAAGCAUUACGUCAAUAUACAUACACGCAUUAAGUGAUCUAGCCCAGUGUAUAGGCCUUAUAAUCAGUGGUGUAGUACUGCACAUUAACCCAAAGCUUACUAUUGUUGAUAUACUGGCGGCUUUCUUUUCCACUAUUGUAUGUUUCUGUGGAUCAUUUGGUUUGCUUAAAGAGGUGGUGUAUAUGCUCCUGGACAAAUCCCCGGUUGAAGUAGAAAGAGUCCGGCAGAGUAUUAUGCAGGUAAAAAAUGUAAUUGCUAUAAAUGAUAUGCAUUUAUGGUGUGUAAACCGAAGUACCCGUGUGUCUAUGAUUAAUAUAACCAUGAAACACGGUGCAGUCCAUGAAGAUGUACUAAGAGAGUGUAAAAAUGUUCUUAAACAAGAGUAUUCUAUUAACAUGUCAACUGUUGAAAUACGCACAGAAUAACCAGAGUUAAAAUAACCGUUAUUAUUGCAUUUAACAGUAUAUUUAAGAGUAUUAUUAGAUCUACUGUAUACAAAGCAUUGCAUACCCACAGAAUGAACAGUUUCUGGUUUAGAGUGCUUUCUGGGUAUACUAUACACAUUCGGAUUAUAAUUCUGUUCUGUACAGUAUAAAUACCACUAACGAAUAGAAGCUUUAUACUUAUACCAUAAAAUACCAAGAAAAAUCAAAUAGUCAGUUAUAUACAGAAAUUCAGGUUAUACA